CCCUUUGGUUUGGAGAUUGACACCACCUCUCCAACGCCUUCCCCGGCCCCCUCUCCCCUUCCUGCCCUGCGUUCCUCUCUCCCACUUUCUCCAACUUUCACCAGAUAGUGUACCGAACACUAUCGGCAUGGAGUCUAACAAAGUUACAGAUACUAUCAAGUUCCUUUGUAGCUAUGGCGGAAAGAUCCUCCCUCGCUAUACAGACGGCGAGCUUCGCUAUGUCGGCGGCCUCACCCGAGUCCUCUCCGUCGAUCGUUCUAUUUCCUAUACAGAGUUGAUGGUGAAGCUAGGGGAGUUCUGUGGCUAUUCUGUGACUUUGAGGUGUCAGCUACCGAGCGGAGAUUUGGAAACUCUCAUCUCAAUCACCUCCGACGAAGAUUUGGCCAACCUGAUCGAAGAAUUCAAUCGAGCUUCGUCGUCGAUGUCCCAUCCUCUAAAGAUCAGGGCGGUCCUUUCGCCACCAAAAUCUCUCAAGAUCUCCCCUCCUCCGAGCGUCGAUUUCUCUGCGCCUAGAUCGCCGUUCGUAACCGCCGAAUCGUUGGGGAACUCGGCGGCCUACAGCUACCUCCCGCGGACUUAUUCGCCUCCGAUUGGAUACCCGGCCGGUUCUCGGAAUUGCUCCGCAAAAGGGAAUCGGUAUAGCUACCAUGUCCAGGAUAACCCUAGAGUUCUGUAUUCGUAUUCGCAUUUUGUUCCGCAGAGCAAUUACCGGUACUGAGCACCAAAAGCCAGAGACGACUAGACUGUAGUUGAAGUAAAUUACACACCAUUACAGCACCAAAAAGAAAUUUGAUGAUGGCGAAAAAGCAGUUGACCAAACAAAAACAGACAAAAACAAAAAAGCGCCCCUAUAUGGAAUUAGUUUCUAAGGAUUUUUUGAAUUGUUGUUUGAAUUAAAGAGAGAGAUAUACAUUGGA
This is a messenger RNA of Juglans microcarpa x Juglans regia, 917 nucleotides long. RefSeq lists its product as uncharacterized. The record is from RefSeq and is a predicted model, not a curated record. Gene Ontology annotation, molecular function: protein binding. NCBI's taxonomy places the organism in Eukaryota, Viridiplantae, Streptophyta, Magnoliopsida, Fagales, Juglandaceae.